UUUUAUUACCUGAGAGAUAUCAAGUGUCGACCACAGCUCUCAUGCAAACAGUAAACUACGUCAUCUCGUCCUGUCUCUGGCUUUCGAAAUAGUGUAAAUCUCCAUGUCUGAUCGAAGCUAAGCCCGAAGCCUCUUACUCGGCAGGCAUGUUUUAAUUUAAUAACUUCAAAACCCCUUGUUUUUGCAAGGGGACACCAAAGAUUGAGAACCUAUUCUACCGGUUAUCCUAUAAAGGAAGCCUACAACACACAGGUGAUCGUGCUAGACUAAUGUAAACUGGAUGUUUCGAAAGCUUGAUAACUACUUGGCAGAAUCGUUUGGUUGAGGUGGACGAAGUAUUCAUCGCCUUUAUACGGGUUUAUACUCCCAGGUGAAGUUAAAAAUAAUAAACACAGCCCCAGAUUGUCCUGUGUUUGAGUAUCUAAAAUCGCAUGGAAUAAACUGUCGCCGGCUUCAAGUCAUUCACAAGUCGUGUGGUUACAUUACUCGCAAAGCGCGCUAGGCAUGGAUUUUCAAUGGACCAAGCUGUUGCUGUUGUACUUCUCAAUGCUAAAGCACUAUUGCGUGGGACUCCCAAGCCCUGUUGGUCUUUAUCCAUUGGACGGUGACCGCAAAGCAUCAGAUAUCAGUUGCCAUAACAACCCCGAAGGAAAGCUCUAUGCGGUAAAAGUAUCGAAAGGCCCGGGCGGACGCCCCUCGGGCGCCUACCGCUUCUCUGGGUCUAAGAACAGUUAUAUUGAGAUUCCAGGCAACAGUAUGACGGAUGUGCGAUACUCACUGACGCUCUUGGCAGAGGUGUACCACGCGGGCUAUGCUGGACCUAUCAUGGACUUCGCUACAGACGGGUUAGGGGUGAAUCUCUGGAUGACCGGCCCUGAAACACUCAACGGAAGGUUCAUCACUAGAGACGGCGUCAAUAACAUAUUCCUAAGCAGUAAUCAAAUCGGCCUACGCUAUAGCUGGCACAUUGUGGGGCUCACUUACGACUACGUUCACGGGACAGCGGAGUUGUACAUCGACGGCAAGCGCGUGCGCAGACUAUAUUUGGGGAGGUUUGAUUUGAAGACGAAGGGUUUUAUUCGCCUCGGCGCUGUUGAGCACGACGACCGUUAUUUCAAAGGGAAGAUAUCCUGCCUUCAGAUCUACGACAAAGCGUUGAGCGAGAAGGAGAUCAUAGAAGUGGCGGGGCGAUGCGCCAUGAAAGAACCAGUGAACUGCUCUGUCACCGAUCUGCCUUCUCGUGUUGAACGGCAUAUGACGUCAUCAUCCGGGAGCUUCAGUUCCCCUGGCUACCCACGUGGUUACCCAGCAGACGCUAACUGUGUGUGGACCAUCAAAGUGCCUGUCGGCAAGAGGGUGGAGGUUAUCUUCAGUAACCUCGACCUCGAGCAAGACUCAAGUUGCCCUGACAACGUGCGAGUGCUGGACGGUCUCACAAGCUGGUCCGUGGAGCUCAGGAGGUUUUGUCACUCAACCGAGGGCGCAAGCAACAGGGUGACGUCAUCAGCUAAUGGUCUGCGGAUAGAGUUCCGCAGUAACGGCUUGAUCAGCGGUAAAGGAUUCACGGCAAGCUACACAUCUCAAGACAUAGAACGCGAUGACGAAACCCUCGCCAUCGACCUGAGCAUUCACUACACAGGCAUCGUGAUCGGCGUAGCUUGCGCCGCGCUUUUUACCGUGCUGUCAAUCAUAGCUGUCAAUCACACACGCCGGCACAGACACAGUAGACGCAGCAGCACGUUCAGUGAUCGACAGAGCGAGUGUCCCUCAGAGAUGGACGUUGUACGUGAGGGUGCACCGCCAUCCUAUGAUAUAGUGAUGAGAUGCCCCGACCUCUACCCGCCCUCACCACUAAUGAGUCCCGCAAGCUCCUGUACUCCCGACAUUCAACCACGCUUUAAAGUACCAUCCCGCCCAGGGUCUAGCGCGGUGUCCCUCCUGGCGUCCUGCGCUACAUCACAACCAGGUUCACGAACAGUGUCCCCCCUUGUAUCACGUGCUUCCAGUCCUGUGCUCUCAGCCCACUCCCAGUGGAACUCAGACAUAAUUACGCCGCACGAAAACCAAUUAGCUAGCGUAAUGUCAUCCGGGAUAUUAACAUCGACGGGGCAUGGUUUGGACGACGACGAAGAUCCCCCACCCUACCCCGGCAUCGUCGUCGUACAUGGCGAUACAGUGUUCGGAUCACACCCAGAUGACGUCACAUCAACACGAUUUUCGACUCAGUCGCUUCAUACGGGCGACAUGCGUGGACUUUUUGGUUCUCGGACGGCUCGGUCCGGAAUAGGUUAUUUUCGGACACACAGUACUGACUUAUGCGGUGAUCAUAGACUUCGGGAGUAUGAAAGAGCGGCGGUUUCCAUCCCUGCCUCGGGAUCGUCUCCAGGACUUACGGUAACUCACACUUCGCUCGAGUCUCAUUCAACGAUUGAAAGUAACGAGCUUACGGAUUUGCGUGGCAGCAGCGGUAACAGCAACGACGACAUGCGCGUUGUUAUGCCCAAUCAGACGAGUGGUCGCGCGUCUCGAAGUUUAGAGAGAAGAGACUCUAGUGCUGACCGAACUUCUGACUUAUGUACAUCAGACAGAGUGUUAGAUACCUCUUUGGGAGCUUGCCGUUUAAGUGACGCUAGAGAAGAUAGUGUUUGACCUACUAAUGCAGCAGCGGAUCUAGAGGGAGGGUUUUGGGGGUUUAACCCCCCCCCCCUCCUUUGGACUGCCAGAAAGCCAUAAGUAACAAAAGAUAAUUACCCCCUCCUCCCUUUGUCACUGAGCCAAACCCCCCCUUUAGCGAAAAGCUAGACCCGCCCCUGUAAUAGACAAGCGUGACGUCAUGUCAUCCAACGUAAAAGAAAUAGUUUAACCCGCAUGCCAAGUGUGACAAAAAACUGAUUUGGCUGACUUGUUGCUUUUUGUUGCUGUUAUCUCGCGACUAAAACCCGGAUUGCACGCGCGAGUUUGGCACGUGAUCUGUUAGCGCAAGUACUUCAGUCAAUAGAAAUAGCAGAUAACAUUAUUCUUUUAUCAAGAAAUAGAAUAUAUAAUAUAAGAAUAACAGAAAGAAUAGCGUUAAAAUAUAACAUUACAAUACGGAGAGCUUUAGGAAAAUUGUCAUAAACUCUCAAAAUAAGACUCAAGAUCAGUUUUCUAUUGCAUAUAUAACUUUUUUUCUUUCUAGAAAGAAAAAAUUCGUUAUCAGAAUCUUGGAAAUUCUUCGAUAGGGUAUAGUAGAUCAAUUAAACUUUCGAAUUUAUUACCGAUAUUUGACCAGAUGCUCCAUCCAUCUCUCCAUGCAAUCAUUCCCUCGUACCAGGAGCUCAUAGACAAUUAUACAAUGCAGCUAUAGAUGCUGUGAAGAUGUGCAUAUAUUUUAAAAUACCAAAAAAACAUUUUCUAGUAGAAAAAAAAUACAUUCACAAAAAUAAAAUUUAUUAUCAGAAGUAAAUGUAUUAAAAGACAUCUUUAUUGUG
Nematostella vectensis (starlet sea anemone) is the source of this 3470-nucleotide messenger RNA. RefSeq lists its product as uncharacterized. The transcript is spliced from 7 exons. NCBI's taxonomy places the organism in Eukaryota, Metazoa, Cnidaria, Anthozoa, Actiniaria, Edwardsiidae. The record is from RefSeq and is a predicted model, not a curated record. Bases 505 to 2649 code for a protein of 714 amino acids.